AUGCGGACCGGGAACUUUUUGAACGCACUUUUCGUCCUAGCGUCGUUGGCAUCGUCUCCAGUGAUGGGAGAGCCACGAGCGCUUCGACACCUGGCCAGCCAUUUCAGGACAUUAGCCGACAGAGACCUUCUUUCCGGGGAUUGCCUGGAUAUUGAUGGCAAUGCGGUCUGUAUCUACUUUGAUGCGGGGACUUGGUCAUGUUUAGUAGAGUGGAAUGGUGUAGCAUGUGAUGCAUGUGCCAUGUGCGAAAGUGGCGAUGAAUCACCUGUGGGAUACUCGUGUGAACUUGCGGCCCAGGCCGCUGGGGCCACUACAUGCCCAACUGACAUGGUCAAUGUAGGGUGCACUACAGAGGGGUCUGCUCAGGAUUGUUUUAUCUUACCCUAUGAAAAAGACCCAGCACCUCCUGAUGAGACUUUCUUGGACCCAUCCAACCCACCGCCACCAGCAGCAGAGGACGGGGGCACAUUUUUGCAAAUACCCGUGGCCUCAGUACCGCCAGAGCCGAGUUUGCAAACAAAACCUCCCGAAGUACAAACAGUGGCUCCCGACGUACGAGCAGCUUCGAUUUUAUUGAUGCAAACGCGUGCCGACCUCCCUGUCCUUCCCACAACACCUCCCAGCCAAACAGCUGCCCCCAGCGUCUGUGCAGUGACUGUCGCCAACACCGAUGAGACGUGCUCCCAAUUGCUCAAGUUUACCACGGCAGCCUGUGAUUGCUACAAUUAUUGUAAUGGUAAAUUGAUUGGCUGUCUGGCGUUUGGAGAACGAAGCUCCUUCAGCUGUGCAGGGGAAACUGUGGCGGGUUGCACCAGCAAUCAGGAAGAAACUGCCCCAGUAACACCUGACAAAGAGACACCCACCUAUUCGCCCGAUAGCCCCGUCUUCGUCACUCCCUUGAUGCCUAUUUGCCAGACGAAAUACAACAGCACGCGCACUUGCGGAACCAAAUGGUCUGCCCCCGAAGUCGACGGCUGUAUUGCCUGCUACAGCAACAUCUUGAGCGGAGUGUCAACUUGUGGUGAUGCAGUGGGCGCUUGUCAAGAUAUUCCAAUGCAGUGUGAAUGUGGAGACUGCAUUGAAGAGAUUUUGGCAUGGAUUGAGUGCGAGAGUCAACAUUCUUGUCCGGGGCUUCGCUGUAGUGGUAAUCCCCAGCCACAGGCUGCCGCUGAGGAAGACAAUGAUGGAGGCAAGAUGGUGGUUCUGAUUGUGGGAAUUGUGUGCACGGUCAUUGGCUUUGUAUUCCUCGUUGCUGGAUUCUACCUCUUUCAUCGAUUCCGCUCUGCGAACAAAGACGAGAGCCCCAAGGCGCAGACCAGUGCUGGCUCUGUGGAACCAACCCACACACAAGAUGUCUUGGUAGAUGAGGAAAAGUCCAGAUCCAAGGAGGAGAUAUUGGAGAGGGGCACACCGAUGCAAGUUUACCAAAAAGAGUUGCCAGUCCAGGAAGCAGCACCUCAAGCAAGGGCACCUCCUGCCAGCGCAGCCCCAGCACGUGGCAAUCACGCGCCAAUGGAGAAUGACCUGGAUAAAGCACCCAGCGACGAUGACUCUCUUUUUGAAUGUUGA
Seminavis robusta is the source of this 1569-nucleotide messenger RNA. The record is from the annotation of a GenBank genome assembly. Lineage: Eukaryota; Bacillariophyta; Bacillariophyceae; Naviculales; Naviculaceae.